UGAAAAACCACUAGUUACCAAAAUUCACUUAUUUGUUUAUUAUGCGUCAAAUUGUCCGUAGUGUAAUGUCAUAAGGUCCGAGUAUAUUCAUCAAAAUUCAAGUAAAUCGCAUCUAAAUUCGUCGUAUCGUCUCAAAAAUUCCAUUUCAACAUGGUUUUUGUGUGUCCUGAGAAACAACAGCAGAGGAAAUCUCUGUUGAGUAACCUCAAGGAUCUCGUCAAUCAGAUUGGUGACUGCUGCCCACCAUCAUGCUGUAUGCCGCCGUCAAGCCUGUGUCCGCCCCCGGCAUGUCCGCCCAAUCCAGGCGCUUGUUGCCCCCCGUGUUAUUCUCCCUGCUGCCCUCCUUGCAUACCGCAAUGCACACCUGGCACGUGCCCACCGAAAAGCGCGACUGUACCGGUGAUGAGCCAGAAGCAGGAGCAGCCGAUAUGCGUGCCUCCCAUUCUCCCCAUUUGUACCCCAGUACCCCCGCCGUGCGUGCCGAUUUGCAAUCCAAACCCCGAGGAGCAACCGUGCGUACCUUGCAACCCUCCUGCGAUGAUGGUUUGUUACCGGAGGCCGAAAAACGCCAACCACGGCAGGUCCAAGAGCAGGGAGCUAAGAGCUAGCGUCCUACAUGUUGGGUGCGAUUGCGAGAAGCACAACGGUCUGCAAGACGACUGCCUACGUUCCGAGUGCCACGGCUCCCCGGAAUGCCUUAGCAACCCGCCGGUGUGCGGCCCCAGCGAAUUCGCAGGUUGCAAACACCUCGGCAACAGACUGGGCUACGGCUCCAAGGAUCUCGAGUCGUACCAGUGCUACCCGGCAUACAUCAAGCUACCUACCGUGCGCGCCCUGCGGAACCAAUGGAAACGGUGGAAACUCUAACGGCGGUGGAGGUCAGUGUUAUGUGGUCUGUUGUUAAGGAGGCUACUCGCCGACAUGCUGUCCACCCCCUGGCUGCGGUCCUUGCCCCCCGUGCGGACCCUGUGGGCCUUGUAUGCCCCCCUGUUGCCCGCCGCCCUGCGUGCCCCUGAUCGCUCAGGCCCCUUGCCCGCCGCCUAUUAUCCCGGGACCCCCGCCGUGCGUUCCGAUUGGUAGAGUGGUGCCGGUGGCUCCCGCCGUUCCAUGCCCCAUCAUUGGACCCCCUCCAUUGGCGUGCGCACCCCCCACUGGAGGGAUCCAAUGUUGUCCACCGCAAUGUUGUCCCUGUCCCUGUUAGAAUGAAAGUCAAGUAUCUCUUUGUCUAUGUGUGUGUCAAGUGGUUUGUAUGUUUAUGCUGGUGGCUGCCGUUGAAAACGGCUGCGUAUUAUUCAACAAUUUAAAGUGUAACGAAUAAAAGUUGAUUUGAUUAUGACCUGUUUUAUUUAUUGAAAUAUAAAAGUUUAAUAGUAAUAU
Acanthoscelides obtectus is the source of this 1377-nucleotide messenger RNA. Lineage: Eukaryota; Metazoa; Arthropoda; Insecta; Coleoptera; Chrysomelidae. The record is from the annotation of a GenBank genome assembly.